AUGGUGAAACACUUGUCGCGAGCUGGACAUGAGGUUACAUAUAUAACACCGCGUCCACCGAAAGUUCUACAAAAAGAUGUUCAUAUAAUAGACAUUAGUAGUAUUAUGGAGCGUUAUAAAUCAAAUGAAAUCGUAAAUUUAACAGGGAUAUUAGAUAGACCAAAAAAAGUGGACAAUUUGAUACCUUUAUUCACACAGUUAAUUGAAUUAACGCAAGAAACAGUUGAAAACCCUAAUGUGCAGAGUUUAUUGACAGACAACAGUCAAAAUUUUGACAUAAUUAUUGCUGAGUGGCCAUUCAAUGAAGUAUACGCUGGGUUUUCAGCAAUAUAUAAAUGUCCCCUUAUCUGGUUCUCCACCAUAACACCUCAUUGGAUGAUUUUGCAAUUAGUUGAUGAAGCUCCAGACCCUGCAGUUUACAACGUCAAUUUUGCGUCACAAAAUAUACAACCAUUUACAUUUUUAGAAAGAAUAACAGAAUUAUGUCAAUUCUUAUGGGGGAGAUUUGUACAGAAAAUAUAUCUGUCUAGUUUUGAAAGCGAAACGUAUGAAAAACUUUUUGGUUAUUUCGCUCGCAAUAAAAGUCAAAUCUUACCAUCUUUAGAAGAACUUCGUUACAAUGCAUCAUUGGUUUUAAGUAAUUCCCAUAUAUCUUUGGGCUCAUCGGAAAGACUUCCACAAAAUGUUAUACCUAUUGCAGGUUUUCAUUUAGAUAGCAACAUUGACCCUUUACCAAAAACUUUGAAAACUAUCAUGGACAACGCUCAACACGGAGUCAUAUAUUUUAGCAUGGGAUCAAACUUGGAAAGCAAAUAUAUGCCAGAAAUUUUGAAACAAGAUCUAUUGAACUUAUUUGGUAAAUUAAAACAGACAGUUAUAUGGAAAUUUGAAGAAGAAUUACUGAAUAAACCUGACAACGUCCACUUAUUAAAGUGGGCUCCACAACAUAGCAUCCUAGCACACAAAAAUUGCAUCAUAUUCAUGACUCAUGGUGGUUUGCUAUCGACGACUGAAGCAUUACACUUUGGUGUCCCCUUAAUCGGUAUACCUGGGCGUGCUGAUCAGUUCCCGAAUAUCAACAGGGCUGUUUCUAAAGGCUUUGCUAUCAAAGUCAAUUUAAGUUACACUUUAGCAGCUGAUUUGGAAAUAGCUUUGCAGGAGAUGCUGAAUAAUCCGAGAUAUACAACCAAAGCUAAAGAGCUAUCUAUGAUUUACCAUGACAGACCAGUACCUCCAGCUGACGAAUUAGUCCAUUGGGUAGAACACGUCGCCAAAACCGGUGGAGCUAUACACUUACGCUCUCCCGCUCUAAUGGUGUCAUGGUAUCAGAAAUAUUAUAUAGACUUAGGUCUACUUAUAGUAGCUGUUCUCUAUUGCCUGAAGUGGGUGACUAAAGCAAUUAUCGGACUUGCAAUGAAAAAUAGAAAAGAAAAUAAGAAAAAAAUUCAA
Molecule: messenger RNA, 1449 nt
Organism: Brenthis ino (lesser marbled fritillary)
Lineage: Eukaryota; Metazoa; Arthropoda; Insecta; Lepidoptera; Nymphalidae
Source: the annotation of a GenBank genome assembly